AUGGCUAAAGGAAAAUCCGGAUUGCUCCAGGCCUUUGCCCAAGCUUUAGGCAAGCCCCCCAAGAAGUCUCGCAAGAAGUCUCACAAGAAAUCCAAGCCAGCAUCGGAUAGCGGAAAGAGUGACUCUGCGAAGUCCAAAGGAAAGGCACCAGCAAAGGAGGAAGUGGGCGAACCAUCCACAGCGCCACCAAAGGAGAAAUCCGAGAAAGAGAAGAAAAUGGACGCUCUAAAAGCUAAGAAGAAAGACUUGAAGAGUCAACUUGAAGCGACCGAGGAGAAAAUUCGUCAAACCGAGAAGCAGUAUUGCGAUAAUGAAAUGAAAUUCAUAAAUUGGUGGCAAAAGCGAACAGAUAUAGGCACACAGGCGGCAAAUGAGCUUGCACAGUUGCGUAUGGAUGCAUACAAAGAGCGCAAAGACCAGCUUUUAGCAGAUCUGGACAAGCUGGAACACGAAGGCGAUAAGUUAUGGAAAAAGAUUGGCCAUGCUAAGGUUGAUAUCCGGGUGGAAGAGUAUUCUGAUGAUUCUUCCGACUCCUCAGAUUUCUCGGAUUCAUCAUCAGAUUUUUCACUUUCUUCAGAUUCGUCUUAUUAA
This is a messenger RNA of Clonostachys rhizophaga, 591 nucleotides long. The record is from the annotation of a GenBank genome assembly. Lineage: Eukaryota; Fungi; Ascomycota; Sordariomycetes; Hypocreales; Bionectriaceae.